Zea mays is the source of this 1315-nucleotide messenger RNA. RefSeq lists its product as uncharacterized. Lineage: Eukaryota; Viridiplantae; Streptophyta; Magnoliopsida; Poales; Poaceae. The transcript has 8 exons. Bases 75 to 974 code for a protein of 299 amino acids. Gene Ontology annotation, molecular function: protein binding. The record is from RefSeq and is a predicted model, not a curated record. Gene Ontology annotation, cellular component: nucleus.
AGAGAAAAUUUGGGUUGUAAAUCGCCACUCCUCUUCCCACACAGUCAUUGAGUUCGUCUGCGGUAAGGCAUCCCAUGUUCCUCCGCCGCCGUCUCCUCUCCACCGCUGCCGCUGCGACCGCCGCCCGCGGCCCACCGCCGAUCCGCGUGUCCCUAACGGAGUCCGCGGGCCGCGGCGUCUUCGCUACCCGCCCAGUAUCUUCUGGCGAGCUCCUCCACUCAGCGCAGCCCCUCGUCUCCCACCCCUCCCACUCUCUGCUCCACGAGGUUUGCUACAAUUGCCUCAGAAGGAAGCCCGGGGAAGGGCGCGCUUCAAGCGGGGGUGACUACUUCUGCAGCGAUGCUUGCAGGGACCACGCCAAGGGGUUCCAUGACAUUGAAAAGAAUGUAGAUUGGUCUUUAUUCGAUUACCACUGCAGUUCACGUGAUCUGAAGUACCCAUACAUGGCCAAGCGCCUUGCUUGCAUGGUUAUAUCAGGAGCUGCUAAUGCAGAUUGCCUUAACAUACUUCAGCCAGCUCUGUUGCACCAGGGGACGCUGAUUGAGAUGAAAGAGGAAUUUGAGUUGUUGGAAUCCACUUUUAGAAAAGCUGGAUUUCAGGAAGAAAUCACAACCUAUUGGUACAUCAAUGUAUUGGCAAGAAUACGCAUAAAUGCUUUUCGUAUUGAAUUGGUUGCAAGUUCAUAUGAGGAUCUCUUAUCCUCAGCGGCAGCCUCUGUAUCAUGUGAUUCAUCAGUUGGCAAUGCGGUUUAUAUGCUCCCAUCUUUCUACAACCAUGACUGCGAUCCGAAUGCUCACAUUGUUUGGCUGCAAAACGCGGACGCGAAAUUGAAGGCUCUCCGCGACAUUGAAGAAGGCGAGGAGCUGUGCAUCUGCUACAUCGAUGCUAGCAUGGAUGCCGACGCUAGACAGAAGAUUCUUGCUGAUGGAUUUGGCUUCGAGUGCCGUUGCCUUCGGUGCUUGUCUGGAGACUAGAAACCAUGUCUACUUUCUUCCUGAGCAUGAGUUUGUCUUCGAUUGUAGCGGAUUGAAGCGGUUGGUGCUGAGUACCAUCAGAAUCUUAAGUUGCAAUCUUCUGUACACUAGUUACAGCCACGCCAAUUGAGUUGUGGUUAAGCAUUACUUUGCCUUUUGCACUUCCCUACCACGACAUGCUAGAAAUGUUGUGGUGUAAAUGUUGUAGCCGUUUUUGUUUAGCUUCUUGUUCAGUCCUUAGUGUCAGAAAUAAAAUUUCGAUAAUACUCGGAUCAUUUGAAUACCGGAAACCUUGUAGCUGUAGUUGGGGUAGCAUUACAUAUAUUAUACUCUUGACUCUC